AUGUCGGCAUUCCAGGGAAAUGUGUCAGCCUCAGACGGUCCAUAUCCAGCCUUAGCUUGCCAGACAUGUGUCUUCCCAGUCUACCAAAGCGUGAAUGGGCUUGACACCACCAAAAUACUUCAUCUGGAGCUAUCGAACAAGUGGAUAUACUUCCUAGGGGACUCCACGACCAGACAGCUGCACGAGCAAUUCCUGGCCUACUUGGACGAGCCGCAGACUUUUGUGUACCCUGGCGAGGAAGGUGAGGGACCACCGCUACAUGACUGGGUCAAGCAACCAGGGCGCUGUGAUUAUGUACCACCACCAUAUGACGACACACAGUGUCAGCAGAACCAGCAGAGAUGCGGCAGCCUGUAUACUAAGUCCCGUUUGGGCAGCAACGUGCGCGUCACGUAUGACUGGAAGCACUUCAUGUAUGAGGACUACGACCGGGCCCUGUUCAACAGCUUUGCUGCAAACAGCACGCCCAAUAUCAUUGUGACUAGCCCGGGCACACAUGACUGCAUGCACUACCCAGCCGAGUACUACCACCAUGGCUUGCAGAUGAAGCGAUAUGCAGAGCAUCUGCACUUGCUGAACACUACCGUGGUGUGGGUUGACACCACGCCAUUCUCAACAUCCUACGCCACUGGGCUUGGAGCAACGUCAGAUGUGUCCACACUGAGCUGUGUUGAUCACAUCAACCAGGUUGCAUAUGACCUUGCACGGGAGCUGGGAUUCUACCUAUUUAGCAGGCAAAGCCUGAUCUUGUCCGGGAACUUCACCGAGAAUGGGGAGUUUCCUCUGCAUCAGUCCACACCUGUCAUGCGGGAGGAGCUGAGCCUGUUACUCUCGUGGCUUGGCUGCAUCCAGCAUGACUCUCGCUUUGCUUCCUUUUAG
Molecule: messenger RNA, 879 nt
Organism: Coccomyxa subellipsoidea C-169
Lineage: Eukaryota; Viridiplantae; Chlorophyta; Trebouxiophyceae; Coccomyxaceae
Exons: 5
Coding region: 1-879 (292 amino acids)
Source: RefSeq, a predicted model, not a curated record